Molecule: messenger RNA, 5106 nt
Organism: Vigna umbellata (rice bean)
Lineage: Eukaryota; Viridiplantae; Streptophyta; Magnoliopsida; Fabales; Fabaceae
Product: transcriptional elongation regulator MINIYO
Source: RefSeq, a predicted model, not a curated record
CUGCCCAAGAAAGCCUAAUUCCGGAGUCCAACCCUUCAUAGUUUCGUUCUUUUUUCUUCCCUCUCUCACUCUUUGUUCUGUUUUGGUGUUGGUGAAGUGUGUGCCAACUGCUAUGGAGAAUCAUCCAAAGGGAAGAGAACAACCUAAGAAAGUGAAGAUUUUGAGCACGAGUUCACUGCAAAUAAACGAAAAAGAUGCCUCUCAAUUGGUUGGUUCCAUCGUGGAAAAGGGUAUCUCUGAUUCACACAACAACCCCACAACACCCUUCAUCUCUUUUCCCAAAUCCACUGUUCUACCUUUCCCCGUUGCGCGCCACCGUUCACAUGGCCCUCAUUGGCGUCCACUGACUAAUGGAAAGGAUGAUGAUGGUGACAAUAACGUUGAGGAUGAAGAAGAUAAAAAUUUCCAGGAGUUUGAAAGAGUUUCGGCCUUUGCUAAGCCGGUAGAAAGGAGGAGGAAAAAGGGUUUGGAUUUUAGAAAAUGGAAAGAGAUCAGUUCGGAUGAUGGUUCUUCUUUGGUGAAGGAAUCAGAGGAGGGUGUGUCAAGAUUUAGCCAAAGUACAGGGAAAAAGAAGUAUGAAAACGGCAGUAAGAGUCUAAACAAGAAAACUUCAUCUUCUGAUAGUAAUAUUAUUUCUCAGAUGAAAGUGGAUAUGAAACCAUUGUUAGAUGACUCAGAUGGUGGGUUUAUCAGUUCAACAAAGAUUAUGGAUAUAGAUACAUCAAAUAAGGCACAUCAUCAGGACCAAAGUGAAUUUGAUUCUGGUUUAGACCAAAUUUGCUCUGAUAGGAUGUCUGAUUACAAUUUUGGAUCUCUAGAUGUGCAAAGACCAAAGCAAACUCACUUAAAUUCAAACAUGCCGUCUUUUUCUAGUUCCAAUAGUAUCAUUAGUGACCAAAAGUCUGUGUCACUGGAAAGUGAAAUUGAUUAUGAGAAUCAAGUUCGGAUUCAGCAAAUGUCAGCUGAGGAGAUUGCAGAAGCCCAGGCUGAGAUAAUGGCGAAGAUGAACCCUUCAUUACUAAAAGUACUACAGAAGAGGGGGCACGAGAAAUUGAAGAAACGAGAUGGUUUAAAAUCAGAAGUGGGCACUGAAUCAGAAGUGGGCACUGGCUCAGAAUCUUUGAAGGGACAUAAUCAGAGUCUUCAGGAUGCCAAGCAUCUGCACACAGAGAAUGGUGUUUCUCAUACAGUGAUGACAUCACCAUCCGAAAAAAAGCUAGAUGAUAACAAAAUUAGCGCACAGACUUCAACCACCGCUAGUAGUAGCACAUGGAAUGCUUGGAGCAAUAGAGUUGAGGCUGUUAGAGAGCUACGAUUUUCUUUGGAUGGGGAUGUUGUUGAUUCUGAACAGUCAUCAGUCUACGAUAAUGUCACUGAACGCGACUAUCUGCGGACCGAGGGAGACCCUGGUGCUGCUGGUUAUACAAUUAAAGAAGCAGUGGCACUCACUAGAAGUGUGAUUCCUGGACAAAGGGCCCUUGCAUUGCAUCUCCUGUCAUCUUUGCUUGAUAAGGCAUUGAACUAUAUUUGUAAAGACAGAACAGGCCAUAUGACAAAACAUGAGAGCAAAGUUGACAAAUCAGUUGACUGGGAGGCUGUUUGGGCUUUUGCACUGGGUCCAGAACCUGAGCUUGUGUUGUCACUUAGGAUAUGUCUUGAUGAUAAUCACAAUUCUGUAGUUCUGGCCUGUGCAAAAGUUGUUCAAUGUGUAUUGAGUUGUGAUGCAAAUGAGAACUACUGGGAUAUCUCAGAGAAGGUAGCAACUUGUGACAUGGAUAUUUUCACAGCUCCAGUUUUUAGGAGCAGACCAGAUAUUAACGUUGGAUUCCUUCAAGGGGGUUUCUGGAAGUACAGCGCUAAACCUUCCAAUAUUCUUACUUUCAGCGACGAUUCAAUGGACAAUGAGACCGAAGGAAAACAUACUAUUCAAGAUGAUAUAGUUGUUGCUGGGCAAGAUUUUACUGUAGGUCUAGUUCGCAUGGGAAUCCUUCCUAGACUUCGUUAUCUUUUGGAGACGGAUCCUACGACAGCUUUAGAAGAAUGUAUUAUUUCUAUACUUAUUGCAUUAGCGAGGCAUUCACCUACAUGUGCUAAUGCUGUGCUGAAAUGCGAAAGACUUGUUCAGACAAUUGUGAAUAGAUUUACUUAUGACAAUUUUGAAAUUCGAUCUUCUAUGAUAAGAUCUGUAAGACUCUUGAAGGUGUUAGCUCGGUUAAACCAGACAAUUUGUCUGGAGUUUAUAAAGAAAGGGCAUUUUCAGGCUAUGAUUUGGAAUUUGUAUCAAAGUCCUUCCUCUGUUGACCACUGGCUAAGGUUAGGGAAGGAAAAAUGUAAACUCAUGUCUGCUCUGAUUGUUGAACAACUGCAAUUCUGGAGGGUUUGCAUUCAAUAUGGAUAUUGUGUGUCGUACUUCUCAGAAAUGUUCCCUGCCUUCUCUUUUUGGUUGAAACCGCUUUCAUUUGAAAAACUUGUUGAAAACAAUGUUUUGGAUGAAUAUACUUCCAUCUCCAGGGAAGCAUACCUUGUUCUGGAGUCUUUGUCUGGAAGACUUCCAAAUUUAUAUUCAAAGCAGUGUUUAAACAAUAAACUUCCAGAAUUCACUGGUGACUCAGAGGUAUGGUCUUGGAGUUAUGUUGGUCCAAUGGUUGACUUAGCCAUAAGGUGGAUGGCGACUAUAAGUGAUCCGGAAGUAUCUAAAUUCUUUGAGGGACAGAAAGACAGGAGAUGUGACUAUAGUUUCCGAGGUUUUUCUUCAACUCCUUUAUUGUGGGCGUAUACUGCAGUGACUAACAUGCUUUUCAGAGUGCUUGAAAGGAUGACAUGGGGGAGUACUACCAGCUUUCAUGAAACUGAAGGGCAUGUGCCAUGGCUUCCAGAAUUUGUACCUAAGAUUGGACUUGAGUUGAUCAAACAUUGGCUUUUGGGAUUUUCUGCAUCUGUUGGGACAAAAUGUAGAGAUUCUGAAGGUGAAUCUUUUAUGAAGGAACUAAUUUAUUUGAGGCAGAAGAAUGAUCUUGAAAUGUCUUUAGCUUCCACCUGUUGUCUGAAUGGAAUUGUGAAGAUUAUUACUACUAUUGAUAAUCUUAUACAGUCUGCCAAGAUUGGCAUCCCAAGCCAAGAAGAACAAAGUUUCUCGAAAGAAGGAAAAGUACUCAAGGGUGGCAUUGUUAAUGGGUUUAUGGUUGACUUGAGGUAUAUGCUUGAUGUUUUCAUGUCUUCUGUUUCUUCAGGGUGGCACCGUGUACAAUCCAUUGAGUCAUUUGGCAGAGGUGGACCUGUUCCAGGAGCAGGAAUUGGAUGGGGUGCCCCAGGUGGAGGGUUUUGGUCAGUGACAGUUUUAUUGGCACAAACAGAUGCAAGAUUUCUUGUCUGUUUGCUGGAAAUUUUUGAAAACGCAUCUAAAGAUGUCGUGACAGAAGAAACAGCCUUUACUGUGCAAAGGGUUAAUGCUAGCUUGGGAUUGUGCUUAACUGCAGGGCCUAGAGAUAAGGUUGUUGUAGAGAAGACAUUGGAUCUCCUACUGCAUGUUUCUUUACUGAAGCACCUUGAUCUCUGUAUACAGAAUUAUCUCUCUAAUAGGAGGGGUAAAACCUUUAGCUGGCAACAUGAAGAAGAGGAUUACAUACACUUAAGCAAUAUGUUAUCAUCUCAUUUUAGGAGCAGAUGGCUGUCUGAAAAGGUGAAGUCGAAAGCUGUUGAUGACAGUAGUUCUUCUGGCAUUAAGACCUCUCCAAAGGUCGGUACUUGUUUGGAAACCAUUUAUGAGGAUUCAGACAUGUCUUCCAUGGUAAGUCCAAGCUGUAAUUCUUUAACGUUAGAAUGGGCUCACCAGAAGCUACCACUUCCAGCUCACUUUUACCUCAGUCCAAUCUCAACAAUUUUCCAUAGCAAGCGAGCUGGUACUCAAAAAAUUGAUGAUGUACUACAAGAUUCCUCUAAUUUGCUUGAAGUUGCCAGAUGUGGACUUUUCUUUGUUUUAGGUGUUGAAGCAAUGUCCACUUUUCAAGGCCACAUUCCUUCUCCUGUUCAUCAUGUAUCAUUAACAUGGAAGUUACAUUCCUUGUCUGUCAAUUUUGUUGUUGGAAUGGAAAUACUUGAACAUGAUCGGAGCAGGGAUAAUUUUGAAGCUUUGCAGGAUCUAUAUGGUGAGCUUGUUGACGAGGAAAGGCUUAACCAAAGUAAAGACGUUAUUUCAGAAGAUAAAGAGAAUCUUGAGUUUCUACAGUUCCAAUCUGAGAUUCAUGAAAGUUACUCAACUUUUAUAGAAGAGCUUAUAGAGCAGUUUUCUGCUGUGUCUUAUGGUGAUGUGAUUUUUGGCCGGCAAGUUUCAGUCUAUCUACAUCGUUGUGUUGAAACUUCCAUUCGCCUUGCUGCCUGGAAUACACUGUCCAAUGCACGUGUUCUUGAGCUUUUGCCACCUUUAGAAAAAUGUUUGUCGAGUGCUGAAGGAUACCUUGAACCUUCGGAGGAUAAUGAAGCAAUUUUGGAAGCUUAUGCAAAGUCUUGGUGUUCAGACGCCCUUGACAGAGCUGCAAUUCGAGGAUCAGUUGCAUAUACUCUUGUUGUUCAUCAUCUUUCCUCUUUUAUAUUUCAUGCCUGUCCCACGGAUAAGUUAUUGCUGCGAAACAGACUUGCUAGAUCUCUCUUGCGAGAUUAUGCAGGGAAAUCGCAACAUGAGGGAAUGUUAUUGAACCUCAUUCACCAUAACAAGCCAUCAACAUUUGUCACGGAGGAGCAGCUGAAUGCUGUGUUUUCUGAGAAGAGUUUGUUAGAGUCCAGAUUAAAAAUAUUGGUUGAGGCUUGUGAGGGAAAUUCCUCUCUUUUGACUGUAGUAGAUAAGUUGAAGGCCGUUCUUGUAGAGAAGAGUUAACAGUGAGGUUAGAAGGUAACCAAUCUAUAUAUAGAAUGAUAUACGAAAGAACAACAAAGUCUUGUAUAUAGAUUCUACAAUGGGGUCUCCAAUGUACUGAUUGGAGCAUACAUGGCCACUGAUAUUGGUAUAUUUUGUUAGAGUGGAAUCUGUUUUUCUCAUUAUGGUAACCAUUUCAUAAGGCAUGCAAUGUACAUAUUGAAAGGAUUAAAGUAUUUUAGUUAUUAUAGACAUUU